CCCGAGCCGAAGCUGUCAGAAGAGUGGUGUGCUUCUGGUGUUUAUUAUUUUACUCAAGCAUUUGACAACCACAUAAUAAUGCUUAAGUUUUUGUAUAGCAGAACGUAAUAUAAAGGUUGUAUUUACGGGAUACCAUACCAUGGCUACUACUGAAAAUGCCGAAUCAGGUUCACCAGAGAGCAAAGUGGAUCGUAAAUCUGCAGACUCUGAUGCAAAGUACCCACUGAAAGUUCUUUACUGUGGAGUUUGCUCCUUGCCAACAGAGUACUGCGAGUACAUGCCUGAGCCAGCCAAAUGCAGGCAGUGGCUAGAAAAGAACUUCCCCGAUGUGUUUGCCAAGAUGAGCGUAGCGGGCAACACUCAGAAGCAGGACACUGGAGAUGGAGAGGCACCACCUGCUGGAGAGGAGGAGGAAAAGAAGAAACAGAAGAGAGGUGGCAGGGGUCAAAUCAAACAGAAAAAGAAGACGGUUCCCCAGAAAGUAACAAUCGCAAAAAUCCCUCGCGCUAAGAAGAAAUACGUGACCCGGGUGUGUGGCCUGGGUACUUUUGACAUCGACCUUAAAGAGGCGCAGAGAUUCUUCGCCCAGAAAUUCUCGUGUGGUGCCUCGGUGACAGCAGAGGACGAAAUCAUCAUUCAGGGAGAUUUUACAGAUGACAUUAUUGAUGUCAUUCAAGAAAAGUGGCCUGAGGUGGACGACGACAGCAUUGAUGACCUUGGAGAGGUGAAAAAGUAAAGAGCGGACCUGCACUUUUACCGAGGAGCGCACCAUAACACAAUGACCCGGCCAAAUGUGCACAAUGCAUUAAAAAGACAGCAUUUUAUAUCUCUUUUAUUUACUGUAUAGAAACUGCGGACUUGGCCACCUCCUUGGCAUUUUUUCAGUUCUGUAAACUGUAGCUGCUUUUCUCUUGGUUGCCAAAGGUCUGAUAUGAUUGUGAAUUCCUCUAAAACACUGCACUAAUGCAAUCACUAGGGUAAUAAAUAGUCCAUUUUGGUCUCCUUUGCUCAUUCACAGUGGAGUCUUUCUUAAAAUAUCCCAUUUGACAUGCUUUAAGGAUACUGCCUGGCUCUAGAAAGACUGAUGACCAGCUCACUAAAGAGAGUGCAGACACCAUGGUUACUAUUACCAUGGACUGUUUCUUUCCAAACAAAUGUAACAGCAAUUUUAAUUGAUUAACAAAAACUGAUUGAUACAUGUGCUGAAUGAUCUAGCACAAAUUUAAAAAGGAUAACAUUUACUGUUAUGUUUUAAAUUUGGUACCAUGCAGCUGGGCCACUCAAAGGAAAUAUGAACUUAGCUUAGAAUUCAGUAAAGAGGUGUGUGAUGAGUCUGUUUAUCUGUUUACAGUAAAGAAAAUGACGCGCAUCAUUUGGAGAACAAAAAGUGUACUCUGAAGUCCGGGAAAUCAUAAUCACAAUGUCUUGUCAAAACUCAUGCUCCAAUAAAAUUGAUUCAGAAC
Messenger RNA from Megalops cyprinoides (Indo-Pacific tarpon), 1463 nucleotides. RefSeq names its product density-regulated protein (gene denr). Lineage: Eukaryota; Metazoa; Chordata; Actinopteri; Elopiformes; Megalopidae. Gene Ontology annotation, biological process: formation of translation preinitiation complex; translation reinitiation. The record is from RefSeq and is a predicted model, not a curated record. The transcript has 8 exons. Bases 140 to 736 code for a protein of 198 amino acids. Gene Ontology annotation, molecular function: translation initiation factor activity; mRNA binding.